Molecule: messenger RNA, 684 nt
Organism: Macrosiphum euphorbiae (potato aphid)
Lineage: Eukaryota; Metazoa; Arthropoda; Insecta; Hemiptera; Aphididae
Source: the annotation of a GenBank genome assembly
AUGAUAACUAGUUUCCGUCGGUGUUUCCGAUCUUUGAGUGCUACUCAUGUAUCAUCAGCUUUUACCAGUGACGUUUUUUGUGCUACAUGUAAGGGGUCACAUCACAGUUUAUUACAUCUCCAAAAAUCUAGGGUCAGACCACCAUCAGACAAUGGUGGGAGUUCGGGCUCGGCACCAGGUGGUAUGAAUCGUGGGGCAUCAUCUAGCUCUGUAUCGACCGGUGCCGUAUCUCAUGUUGGAAAAAUGGGACCAUCCACGGUAGUUUUGGGAACAGCCAUGGCUCACACCCGUGAUCGGUUCGGUCAAACCGUGGAUGUACGAAUUUUAGUUGACUCAGGGUCGCAAAUUAGUGCUAUAACCGAAUCGUGCGCCCACCACCUCAGAUUAACUAUUAAAAAAUGGACGGUCCCAGUGUCAGGAUUAGCCGGUGUUACGCUACCCACAGUGAAAGGUUUAACUUCGUGUACCAUUACAUCUAGGUUCGACAGUAAUACCGAAAUCGAGGUCAACACUUGGGUGUUACCAAUCAUAACUGUAAAUUUACCGACGUCACCACUUCUAGCAUCCAUCAAGAGUUCAUAUGCUCAUUUAGCGCUGGCCGACCCCAAGUUUGACAUUCCAGCGACAAUCGAUUUGUUGUUAGGCGCGGAUUUGUAUCAUCAUGUGUUCGAUGGAAAGCAGUAG